AUGAGGAUCACCAAACCCGCGUUAGUGGAUGAGCAACUGGGUAAGCUCGGCGGGCUAGUAUCUCGCUGGCUAUCCGAUGAUGAUCUCUUUCCAAACCCGGAUAGCGAGGAGAAUACAACUAAGUCCGACGUUGGCUCAGGAUCGGGCGAGCCCAUUUCCUUGUUCCGCUUUGCAAUCGCACAAGAACGGAUCUGUCGCGUCAUGAGAAAAGCCGAACCUGUGCAUCUCUUGCGCUUUUUGCCGGUACGAUUUUUAGAUGACUUGUGCACGUGA
Opisthorchis viverrini is the source of this 273-nucleotide messenger RNA. RefSeq lists its product as hypothetical. The transcript is spliced from 2 exons. Bases 1 to 273 code for a protein of 90 amino acids. The record is from RefSeq and is a predicted model, not a curated record. Lineage: Eukaryota; Metazoa; Platyhelminthes; Trematoda; Opisthorchiida; Opisthorchiidae.